AUGUCUCCGACUUCUAGUUUCGCGUCCUCGUCGUCAUCGUCGGCGGCCGCGGCCGACCCCUCGGCCUCCGAACGCCCAGCUCCCUAUCCUAGCUUGACUCGCUCUGCUACUGUACCUGUCGAGGUCCAUUCGUCCCGGGCCGCUCGCUCCCAUCUCGCUCCGGAAGAUGCCUUCAACGCGGCCUAUCCCCCCCGGCGACAGUCCGGUUUCGAAGCCGCCGGCGCCGCUCACGACUCGCGCGCCGCGUCUCGUUCGCGAAAGAUGGGCGCCAAGCUCGGAAGCCGGAGCCGUAGUCGGCGCCGACGACGCAGCUGGAAGAAGCUGCUCUGGGUGAAACAAUCCUAUCCAGAUAAUUACACAGACCAGGCUACUUUCCUCGAGAACCUGCAGCGCAACCCGCGCCUCCAGCCGUACGAAUUCUGGCCCCUCGUAGCCGAUUCCACCGUCAUCCUCCAGCAGGUGUGCUCCGUCACCAUCUUCGUCGUGUGCUUCGUGGGGAUAUUCCAAGAGCGCGUUUCUCCCGUCGCCGUCGUUGGCUGGGGCAGCUUCGCGACCUUUGUAGGUUGGCUGCUGUGGGACUUUUGGGUCGGCCAGGAGGACGAGGACGAGGUCCUUCAGCGACGCCGUAGCAACCGUAGCCGCUCGACGAGAGCGCCGAGCAGGAGGGCUCGUGCAAUGGCCGCGGAGGGCGUUACGCCGCCCGCCGCCAGCUCGGCUACGAGCCUGACGGCGACUGACCGGCCGUAUCCUCACGGAAACCUCGUGGCUCCGCGACAAUCUCACUCCGCUUCCGCCACCUCGCUGCAGUCGGGCAUAUCGCAGACUAGCAAUGCGGCAUGGAACUCUUCCGACUUGGCGGACGAAUCGGGACAUCCUCCCUCCUCGCCUCCACGGAAUGAGAGGGCCAAUCUUCGCCUCGGUACCGUCAAAUCCGCCAUCCUCAUCUAUUUCACCCUUCUCGGCCUCUCGCCGAUCCUAAAGUCCCUGACCCGAUCAACCUCGUCCGACAGCAUCUGGGCCAUGUCCUUCUGGCUUCUGGCGAUCAACAUCUUCUUUCAUGACUAUUCGUCGGGGCCCGUCAAGUCGCCGGCCUCCCUCUCGACGAACGCGGCGCUGAUGGCGUCUACCGUGCUGGCUUCCCGCCUCCCCUCUACCGGGCAGGUCUUCAGCCUCACCUUAUUCAGCAUCGAGGUUUUCGGCCUAUUCCCCGUCUUCAGGCGUUACGCUAGAUAUAGGAGCUGGACCUACCACGUCGCGCUGUCGGUCCUGCUCGUGAUCGGCGCCGGGGGCGGAGUGGGAUUGAUACUGGGCGAGGAGAAGGAUGGCAUGCUGCCGUGGAAAAGCGGGCUACUCGGUGUUCUAGUAGCCACCGUCAUCGCCGUCGUCGCGAUGGGCGGAUGCAGUUGGUGGCUCAUAGGACUGCAGAAGUACAAGAACGCGAUCAACGGGCCGUGGGACCAGGCGCGGCCCAUCAUCAUCAGUCGACGGCUUUGGGACGACGACUGA
Molecule: messenger RNA, 1506 nt
Organism: Durotheca rogersii
Lineage: Eukaryota; Fungi; Ascomycota; Sordariomycetes; Xylariales; Xylariaceae
Product: GPI2-domain-containing protein
Exons: 2
Coding region: 1-1506 (501 amino acids)
Biological process (GO): GPI anchor biosynthetic process
Cellular component (GO): glycosylphosphatidylinositol-N-acetylglucosaminyltransferase (GPI-GnT) complex; membrane
Source: RefSeq, a predicted model, not a curated record